Molecule: messenger RNA, 702 nt
Organism: Dichotomopilus funicola
Lineage: Eukaryota; Fungi; Ascomycota; Sordariomycetes; Sordariales; Chaetomiaceae
Product: kinase-like domain-containing protein
Exons: 2
Coding region: 1-702 (233 amino acids)
Source: RefSeq, a predicted model, not a curated record
AUGUCUACAGAAAAGAAAGAUCUCGAGGACGGCUGCUUCGCGCAGACGUUUGAGAGGAAAUACUACCACCGAGAAGAUGUGUUCAUCAAGCGGAAUUUACGACCCAGGGAGUAUCGCACUGGCUACCGGUGUCUCCACGUACCCCGACUCGGAAAGGAACGUCUUAUGAACGAAGCGGCAGCACUGCGGUACAUCCGCCAGCAUACUGAUAUCCCAGUCCCAAGAUUAUACCUUGACUUCGAGGACGACGAAGCAUACUACCUAGCCACCGAGUACAUCGAAGGCGUAGGUAUGUCCUCCCUAUCCGAAGAACAAAGGGCCAUUGUAAACAAGGAGCUUUCGAUCCACCUAGCAAAGCUCAAAACUGUACGAUCAAACCGAAUAGGCGGGCCAUCGGGUCUCGUCAUCCCAUCAUACCGUGUCAUGCGGCAGAUAAAGACAGACGACUGGCGUUUGCAAGUCUCUGACCAAGACGAGUUCGUUUUCUGCCAUAACGACUUGUCGCAGCAGAACGUCAUUGUUGACCCUGAUAUGCUGAAGAUCAACGCGAUCAUUGACUGGGAAUAUGCUGGGUUCUACCCGGAGUAUUUUGAAAGGCCGUUUUAUACUAGGCUUGGUCCUUCGGUUGCUGUUGGGGAUGAGGUGGACGAUUCGGAGAAGUUGUUGGAGUUUCUUAGAUCUAGGAGUGAGGAGGCAACCUGA